Anopheles stephensi (Asian malaria mosquito) is the source of this 1595-nucleotide messenger RNA. Its product is annotated as protein Mo25-like. NCBI's taxonomy places the organism in Eukaryota, Metazoa, Arthropoda, Insecta, Diptera, Culicidae. Gene Ontology annotation, biological process: intracellular signal transduction. The record is from RefSeq and is a predicted model, not a curated record. The transcript has a single exon. Gene Ontology annotation, molecular function: protein serine/threonine kinase activator activity. Bases 301 to 1308 code for a protein of 335 amino acids.
GACGCUUCCAGUGUGCGUUUAGGAUGUGCGGGAAAGGAGCUCAUCGUUCUGUGGGCACUCAUUUCGUCCAUCGUGCGAUUCCUACGAUACCAAGAACAAGCAUUUAAGUGUGUCGUGCGUAUGUGUCCCUAAUUUCGCGUAGUGACAGGACAUUCUGUACGCUAAGCUGUUCGCUAACCGAAUAAAUCGCAGCCAACCCAGUGCGAUUGUGCUUUCAGUGGUGUUCUAAACACAGCAGGCGUGAGGAAGUGAGGCCUGGAAUCAUACGCUGGCCUGAAGUGCCCCAGCUUCCGUUGCACGAUGCCGCUCUUCGGCAUGUUCCAGAAAACUCCUCAAGAGCUAGUGAAGACACUGAAAGACGCCGUCACUGCACUGGAGCGAGGCGAUAAGAAGAAGGAAAAGGCACAAGAAGAAGUGAGCAAGAACUUGGUGCUGGUCAAAAAUAUGAUCUACGGUACAUCGACGGCAGAGCCCCAAUCCGAACUUGUCCUAUCCCAGCUAACUAGCGAGCUGUACAGCACCGAUCUGCUGAUGCGGCUGGUACAGAACCUCAUACACAUCGACUUCGAGGGCAAGAAGGAUGUGGUCCAAAUCUUUAACAACGUGAUCCGGCGACAGAUUGGAGAUCGCUCGCCGACGGUGGAACACAUCUGUACGAAGCCAGCAAUAUUGCUCACCCUGAUGGCCGGCUACGAACACCGCGAGAUUGCACUCCACUGUGGUAAGAUGUUGCGCGAGUGUGCCCGGCAUAAGCCGCUCGUCCAAAUUAUGCUCCAUACGGAGGAGUUUUACAACUUUUUUCGCUACGUCCAAGCUUACACGUUCGAUGUGGCGUCUGAUGCGUUUUAUACGUUUAAAGAGCUGCUCACCCAGCACCAUGCACUGUGUGCCACAUUUCUCGAGAAGAAUUACGACAAAGUGUUUGGCCACUACGAGCAACUGCUCAGCUCGGAAAACUACAUGACUCGAAGGCAGAGCCUCAAGCUGCUGGGGGAGAUAUUGCUCGAGCAGCAUAACUUUACGGUGAUGACGAAGUAUAUAACCAAUCCGGCAAAUUUAAAGUUGAUCAUGACCCUGCUCAAGGACAAAUCGCGCAACAUACAGUUUGAAGCAUUCCACGUGUUUAAAGCGUUUGUCGCCAAUCCGGAUAAACCAAGCCCGAUCCUGGUGAUACUGCUUCGGAAUCAAGAAAAGCUGGUCGAUUUCUUAACCCACUUCCAAACCGAUCACUUGGAAGACGAGCAAUUCAAUGAGGAACGGUCCUAUUUGAUAAGACAGAUCAUGGAGCUUAAACCUGCCACUGAUUAGCAGUCGAAUAUUGUAAUCCUACUUCGAUUCACGAUCCACCAUUCACCUGUCAUGGUUGUACGUUGCGGGCGAUGAUAGAUAACGCAUUUCUACAAUUAGAACGGAUAUUUGUGGUGAUCAUCAAACAUCCACAAGAAAACAAGAAAUUGCGUCAUAUCCGAGCAGGGAAAAGGACACGAUAAAUUCCAAUAAACCGCUCUUAGCAGCUCCUAGCGGUUCGUUAAAGUCGAAUAAGAGCAGAAGAGACAAUAAAAUAUAUUUGAGACCUUAACUCGGUUACACAUUUA